This is a messenger RNA of Pseudovirgaria hyperparasitica, 1700 nucleotides long. RefSeq lists its product as uncharacterized. The coding region runs from base 261 to 1676 and encodes 471 amino acids. The record is from RefSeq and is a predicted model, not a curated record. Lineage: Eukaryota; Fungi; Ascomycota; Dothideomycetes; Acrospermales; Acrospermaceae. Gene Ontology annotation, cellular component: endoplasmic reticulum lumen. The transcript has a single exon. Gene Ontology annotation, molecular function: protein N-acetylglucosaminyltransferase activity.
CUCAUGCACUGCUGAAUUUGGCUGGCCCGGAAUGGCAGAUACUUUUUGAAGUGUACAUUCGGAGCAAUAUACCGCUGGAGCCUACAGUUACUUGUUCUUAAUCUUUCUCCAGAGUCUCUAUCCAUAUCUGGACCUAAGAGCUCGCAGCCUCUGGGAGCCCGCACGCGUUCGACUUUACAGUGUUAUACUGUAUCGUGGUUAUGACACUCCUCACGAAUCGGCCCUCUCUGUCACGACGAGGAGGUACCAUCGUGUAUUCGAUGUGUCUCUUACUCGCGUUCGUCUUCACGCUGUCAUGGCUUCGGGAUCGGCCCUUGAAUCUGGCCAUCCCUCUACUCAGAACCCACGACGAAGCAAUCCUAAACACAAAUCCGGAUGACGCUCCCAGAAACCAUACGUCGACUUUGGAUCUACCAGUGGAGUAUCAACACGUCCCGGAGCACACGGAGUACUGCGCAGACCGAUACCAGAGGAACUACCUGGAGCAUCUGAGAGACUCUGCCGUCAGUUACUGCACCAACAAUACCUCGUCACAGCUACAUUGCUUUCACAGCAAGACGGUACCGGAGCGAACCGACACGUUCUGCUACGGCACGAACGCUGCUUUCAAUGCCACACAACACAAGUAUAGACUACCCUGCGCCAUGCGACAGCUCUCAGAAGAGGAAGUUGACGGAGGUGUGCCGCCUGUUGCCGAGUUCAUUGGGUACUGGUACAACACUGGCCCGAAGAAUGUGUUCGGCCAUGAGGUUCUUUUGCGUGAUGAGCAGACGCCCCAAGUCAAGUCCACAGGCCGUCGGAUAUCUGUUCUAGUGAAAAGAGAAGGAGGUGCCAACUUAUGGCAUUCGCUAAUGGAGAUCUUUGCUACCAGCCUGACACUAGACACACUUCGCAGCACAGUGAACCCCGAAACUGGUGCGGCCUUUCUCACCGAGGCCGACAGGAAUAACACGCAGGUCGUGUUCCUAGACGACGAUGAAGAUGGGCCCGCCGACGAGCUCUGGAAUAUGUUCUUCGCAACUAGGUCCACCAUCAGAUUGAAAAAUAUUACGGCCGACAAUGUCGGAGACAUCAUAGUUCCCCUAGCUGGUGGAGGCAAUCCAUUCUGGCAAGGAGACUGGGAGGCCAGACCAUGCGAGGACUCGGAACUGCUCCAAGUCUUCUCCGCCAGGGUCUUGGAGUUUUUGCAUAUCCAGACACCCGCAAGAGAAGGUAACGUCAGAGUGACCUGGGUGAAGCGUACUGGCUCACGACGUUUGAUCAACGAAGAGCAGCUCGUCGAGACAGCAAAAGCUAGAAUACCACAUAUUGAGCUGCAGGUAGUCGAUUUCGCCGAGAUUCCAUUCCGGGAUCAAGUCCAGCUCGUUAGGAAUACAGAUGUGCUGGUUGGUGUACACGGCGCUGGGCUUACGCAUGGAAUGUGGUUGCAGCCUGGUUCCGUCAUCGCAGAGAUCCUCCCUCUCACAUUAAACUACAAAGGCUUCCGAAACAUGGCGGCGCUUCUCGGACUAGACUACUUCUCAGUGCAUGGCACUGAACCAAAGCAGAAGUCCGCACCACGAGCGGAGUGGCAGAGCGGUGAUGUAGAGCUCGACGAAGAAAAGUUCGUAAGCCUGGUCGAGUCGGCUGUAAGAAGCACGUACAAGAAAGGCAUGCGUGACUUUGAUAUAGAUUGAUAUGAAUGUAUGAAUGUAUGAAUG